This is a messenger RNA of Carya illinoinensis, 905 nucleotides long. RefSeq lists its product as uncharacterized. The coding region runs from base 68 to 766 and encodes 232 amino acids. The record is from RefSeq and is a predicted model, not a curated record. Lineage: Eukaryota; Viridiplantae; Streptophyta; Magnoliopsida; Fagales; Juglandaceae. The transcript has a single exon.
CAAAUAUCGCCCACUCCACAUUUGUAGAAAUUACUCACUCCCCCAAAUCCUCCAAACCCUGACAGCCAUGGUAGUGCCUUUGGGUCCCGGAAAGUUUUAUGGCUCCAGUCUGCCUCGCCCGCGAAUAUAUACAGACGUCAAGCACAGCGACGAGCGGGUGGAUCCGCCCGUCCCGGUGCUAGAUCCUUUUAUGUCGUGGGCCAAAGAGGCUCACUGGUCCAUGGGCGGGCUCAGUUUCAAGCGCCUUCGCCUCCAGGGCCGCAUCGAAGGCAACGUGACCAAGCUCCGCGCCGAACGCGAAAAGUCCAUGACGAACCAAGAUCGUAGGAAAUUCGAUUCUCCAAAUGUAUCGGUCCCACCUGUGCCGAAGAAAGCAGUUACUGUUUCACGUUCGGAAUCCCCUCCGCCGGCUCCUAUCGCGACGAAGAGGCGGAGAUAUAUGGCUCUGGUUGAUGAUGACGAGGAAGAGGAAGGUAAUGUGGUUAAGAGGAGGUUGGUUAAGAAGCUUGGGGAUGAUUUUGAUAGGGUAGCAAUGGAGAACACGAGGAUCAAAGUGGAUCCAGUGAAGGAAUCGUGCCAAGAGUCGGUUUCGGGUAUCGUGGGCAUUAGGACACGGAGCAGGGGAGUGGAGGAAGUGCGUGAGCAAGAACGUCAAUCGAGUUCCAAGGGCAAGGGAAAGAAGUCGAAAGGUAGUUCUAGUUCCGCAGGCGGGAGUGGGGUUAGAACCUCUCCAAGACUGGCAAAGGAGAAGGGUGGGUCUAGUUAGAAAUCGAUUGUAUUUUGAUUUAAUUGUAUGCUUUUAAUUUUGUUUUAGAUUAGGUUUGAUGCAAUCGUGUUUGUACGCCCAUGUCCGUUUCUUGUUUGGCACAAAGGAAAAUUGAAAUUAGAAACUGUACUUUCAUAAA